Messenger RNA from Zea mays, 3004 nucleotides. Its product is annotated as long chain acyl-CoA synthetase 9, chloroplastic. The record is from RefSeq and is a predicted model, not a curated record. NCBI's taxonomy places the organism in Eukaryota, Viridiplantae, Streptophyta, Magnoliopsida, Poales, Poaceae. Gene Ontology annotation, molecular function: long-chain fatty acid-CoA ligase activity. The transcript has 13 exons. Bases 626 to 2722 code for a protein of 698 amino acids. Gene Ontology annotation, cellular component: endoplasmic reticulum; membrane.
GUGUGACGACUGACGACUGAGGUCUGACGAGGCGUAAACCUCGCUGACUCGCCCUGCCGCCGCCCCGCCCCGCCCGCGCGUUCUCCGCCGUCGUCCCCGGAAGGAGUGGAGGAGAUGGAGGAGGGAGAACAAGUACGUAUGCACUAUAGUCGGUGAUGUAGCACUUCGCAAGUACUGUCGAAAGAAGCUUGUUCCACUUGACUCCAACCGUUUUUUUAGUUUUAAAAAUAGUACCAUUCCAACUAUUCUUUCCUUAUCUUUCCUUUCCUUUUUCAAAAACUUGUCCAGUAACUUUUAUCACUGCCCACUAACUUUUGGGUAACCCGUAACAAAGCAGGAGGGAUGCUUGUGUUAAGUUCAAUUCUAUAAUGACAAUGAGAGUAUGAGUAUUAAAUGCAUACAGGGGAAAGCUGUAUUAGAAGGUAUAAAUGAAUAGCUAUACAGACUGCACUACUUGACUUUACUGUAUUGGAUAUAAUGGUGUAAAGUCAAUCGGUCCAUUUUCUGUCCCUAAGUGGAGUGGGUGCGCUUACUCUGUUCACCAGGUUUUUGCCUCAGGGCAUGUGGAUCUGUUAGUUCACCUGCUGCAAGCAAGUAUAGCUAUAGGGUUGACCAGUGCAGAAGUAUGAAUCCUUACUUUGUUGGGAUUCUUGUCCCCGUCGCGGUCUCCCUGCUGCUCCGCAAGAGGAGAAAGGCCCAAAGGAUGAGGGGAGUGCCAGUUGAGGUUGGUGGGGAGCCUGGAUAUGCAGUCCGUAACUAUCGUUUUGAACAACCUGUUGAGACACACUGGGAGGGGGUGUCCACACUUGCUGAUCUGUUUGAGCAAUCUUGCAAAGAGUAUGUAUACAUGCCACUCCUUGGCACAAGGAAGCUCAUUUCAAGGGAAACUGAAGCAGCACCUGGUGGGAGAUCGUUUGAGAAGCUGCAUCUGGGCGAGUAUGAGUGGAAGUGUUAUGCAGAGUGCUUCAAGAGCGUUUGCAACUUUUCAUCUGGACUAAUUAGAGUAGGUCACCAGAAGAAUGAACGUGUUGCUAUUUUUGCUGAGACACGGGCUGAGUGGCAGAUUGGGUUGCAGGCAUGCUUCAGACAAAACAUUACAGUUGUCACCAUCUAUGCCUCAUUGGGGGAGGAAGCUUUGUGUCACUCACUAAAUGAGACUGAGGUCACUACUGUAGUUUGUGGUCAGAAAGAACUAAAAAAGUUGAUUGAUAUAAGUGGGCAACUUGACACUGUCAAGCGUGUUGUCUAUAUCAAUGAGGAAGGCAUCUCAACUGAAGUUUCUUUAGCUCAAAACUGCACUAGCUGGAUAGUUGAAUCAUUUGAGGAAGUAACUAGGUUAGGAGCUGAAGCACCUGUUGAAGCAAACAUGCCUCUACCUUCCGAUGUUGCGGUGAUAAUGUACACAAGUGGUAGCACCGGAUUGCCCAAGGGAGUUAUGAUGACCCACCGCAACGUCCUGGCUACACUCUCAGCAGUCAUGACCAUUGUGCCUGCACUUGGCAGUAAAGAUAUAUACUUGGCCUACCUUCCACUUGCACACAUUCUUGAGUUGGCAGCAGAGGCACUAAUGGCUGCUGUUGGGGCCUCAAUAGGAUAUGGAUCACCUUUGACCCUGAUUGAUACAUCCAAUAAAAUAAAAAAGGGAACUCUAGGUGAUGCUUCUGCACUAAAGCCAACAUUGAUGACUGCUGUACCUGCUAUACUUGAUCGUAUUCGUGAUGGUGUCAGGAAAAAGGUGGAUACAAAGGGUGGUAUAGCAAAGCAAUUGUUUGACAUUGCCUAUAACCGUCGGCUUGCUGCAAUCAAUGGAAGUUGGCUUGGUGCCUGGGGACUGGAGAAACUCUUGUGGGAUACACUUGUGUUUGGAAAGGUGCGUGCUAUUUUGGGAGGAAAGAUUCGGUUUGUACUUUCAGGUGGAGCACCUCUAUCUGGAGAUACUCAGAGAUUUAUCAAUAUAUGCCUUGGGGCUCCAAUAGGGCAAGGUUAUGGUCUGACUGAAACUUGUGCUGGAGGGACAUUUUCAGAGUAUGAUGACACAUCUGUCGGUCGUGUUGGUGCUCCACUACCUUGUUCGUAUAUUAAGUUGAUUGACUGGCCUGAGGGUGGAUACUUGACUGCUGAUUUACCAAUGCCUCGGGGAGAAAUUGUCAUUGGAGGUCCAAAUAUAACUAAAGGCUAUUUCAAGAAUGAAGCUAAAACAAAUGAAGUCUACAAGGAUGAUGAGAAAGGUAUGCGAUGGUUCUAUUCUGGAGACAUCGGACGGUUCCAUCCAGAUGGCUGCCUUGAAAUCAUUGACCGUAAGAAAGAUAUCGUGAAGCUUCAACAUGGCGAAUAUGUAUCUCUCGGGAAGGUAGAGGCUGCUUUGAUUGUGAGCCCAUAUGUGGAGAACAUUAUGAUCCAUGCUGAUCCUUUCCACAAUUACUGUGUUGCUCUCGUGGUGGCUGCACACAUUGAGCUGGAAAGCUGGGCUUCGCAGCAAGGAAUCAAAUACAACGAUUUCUCAGAUUUGUGCCAGAAGCAAGAGGCUGUUAAAGAAGUGCUUGGAUCUUUAGCAAAGGCUGCGAAGCAAGCGCGACUUGAGAAGUUUGAGAUACCAGUCAAAAUCAAGCUGAUACCAGAGCCAUGGACCCCCGAGUCGGGACUCGUCACUGCUGCCCUCAAACUCAAGAGGGAGGUGAUCAGGAAGACGUACGAGAACGAUCUGGCUGAGUUGUACGCAUGAUGGUUCUACUCUUUUUGAUACGUUUAGUGUGGAAAAUGUGUAGAGUGUCAAUGUCACGCUGAGAUCUAUGGUAAUUUGAUACCGAUUAUCGUUCUGGGAUUAUUAUUAUUAUUUUGUUCAGUUAGAGGAGAUAUAUAAACCUUGAAGUUUUGAGUUAUAUGGCUUCUCUUGAUGCCGAGAAGCUAUAUUGCGAUGAUUCCUAUGUGUUUAGGAUAUAACGCUUUCGAAUUCUUAUUGCGCUUGUUCAUCUCGUACCUUGAGGUAACUACUGGUAUUGCUGUC